GAGAGAGAGAGAGAGAGAGAGAGAGAGAGAGAGAGAUUUCCAUAUUAAACUUGGCUUAUUCCGAGUAUUAUAAAAAGGGCUGUAUAUAAAAGAUUCCAAAACCAAAAAAAAAAAGAAAAAAAAGCUGUCUUUAGGGUUUUGCUGCAGCUGCAAGAAGGGGUAAACGGAGUUUUCAUCUUCAGCACCAAGGUAGGUGAAGACUCAAUCCAUAAAGUUAACGGUGCCGUCAUCUUUUUUCACAUUAUUGAACAAUUUUUAUUUUGUGGGAGUGGUUGAAAGAUUCUUAGCCUGGUCUGUGUUCAGACAAUGGGAAAAAAUAGUAUCUGUUUGUUUUGAAAUGGUUUGUCCGAUUACAGCAAAAUGCAAGAACAUAAGAGAUUUUCUGGGCAUGCCCAUUUGAAAGUUUCUUGGAUUCAACAUCAAAUCAAUCAAAAAGACACCUCCUUUACUUCUUCUUCUUCUUACCCACCUCCAUUUAUACCUAAUUCUAAUUUCAACAAAGAAUCCCAAUCUGGGGCUACUAAAAUCAGCCCUGCUGUUCUAUUCAUCAUAGUAAUUCUAGCUGUUCUUUUCUUCAUCUCCGGUCUCCUCCAUCUCCUUGUCAGAUUUCUGACCAAGAAUUCCUCACCCUCUCAGUCUAGUUUAAAUCUAGAACCUUCCGGAAACUCCGACGCUCUUCAGCGACAGCUCCAGCAGCUCUUCCAUUUACACGACUCCGGUUUGGAUCAAGCGUUCAUCGAUGCAUUGCCCGUUUUUUCUUACAAGGAAGUUGUGGGCCCCAAGGAGCCCUUCGAUUGCCCCGUUUGUUUGUGCGAGUUCACGGAAACCGAUCAAUUGAGAUUGCUUCCCAUGUGUAGCCAUGCUUUUCAUAUCAACUGCAUCGACACUUGGCUUCUAUCGAAUUCGACUUGCCCUCUUUGUAGGGCUACUCUUUUCAACCCUGGAUUUUCGAUCGAAAACCCUAUUGGGGUUUUUCCGGUUAGGCUCGGAAAGUUCCGGAAGUUGGAUGAAGCCGAAGAGGGUGAGGUUUUAGGGGAGACGAGUAGUAGUAAAUUGGACGGUAGAAGGUGCUAUUCGAUGGGUUCUUAUCAGUAUAUAGUUGGUGAUGCUAAACUUAGAGUGGCGUUGAGCGAAGAUCGAAUUGGAUGCGACAAAAAGAUUGUCGAAGGAGCAAUAAAGGAGCAAUCUUGCAAGGAGUUGGGUGACGAGAGCACAGAGGGGAAGAGGAUAUGUAUCGGUACGAAGACCGAUAGCUAUUCGGUUUCCAAGAUUUGGCUAUGGUCGAAGAAGGGGAAAUACGCUAGUUCUUCCGACGGGCAUUUGGAUAAUAAUAAUAAUCCUUCUUCUCCGAACUUGGACUUAACGUGGAUGCACAGAAGACAAGGCGUUUGAAAGGUGUUGUGCUUUUUUUUUAUUAUUUUUUUUUUAAAUAUAUAUUUUGAUUCGUCGCCCCCCGUAAAUUUACGAUAGUGUUGGGUUUUCUUUUUGUUCUGAAAUUUGAAUGACCUGUUUUGAAAAGAAGUUGCCUUGCCUAUGGUGUAUCUAGAUAAUUGAUGCAUGAAGAGUGUUUCUUGACGGUUUUGUUUUUU
Messenger RNA from Erythranthe guttata (spotted monkey flower), 1589 nucleotides. The record is from RefSeq and is a predicted model, not a curated record. NCBI's taxonomy places the organism in Eukaryota, Viridiplantae, Streptophyta, Magnoliopsida, Lamiales, Phrymaceae.